GUUGACAGGAACAACAUCACAGCCCUGAACACACAUUAUUUAUGGUGAAGCAUUACCUCACUUUUAAAAAAGCCCCCGUUUAUUGUACCAGCGGCUGGCAGCGUGUUUACUAGACCAGGUUCACAACAUCGACAUGUACGGUCUGUGACAUUCAGCAUGCUGGCCUUUUGCACUGUUCGCACCGGUUGAAGACAACUUGAGAGGCUGCUGUAUUAGUCAGAGCUCGAACCCAAGGCAGGGAAGAGAUGGGGAAUACAGCAACCAAGUUCCGCAAGGCUCUCAUCAAUGGGGACGAGCUGCUGGCCUGCCAGUUGUAUGAUAGCAACCCACAGUUCAAGGAUGCUCUGGAUCCUAACGCUACAUAUGGAGAGCCCUACCAGCACAACACUCCACUGCACUAUGCUGCACGGCACGCCAUGGCGCGCCUACUCAGGUCUUUUCUCUUAAGUAAAGACGGGAACCCUAACAAGCGUAAUGUGCACAACGAGACAUCCUUGCACCUUCUCUGCAUGGGGCCCCAGAUCCUGACCUCGGAGGGGGCGCUGCACCCCCGGAUCUCAAGGCCGUACGAGGAUGAGCAGCGUCGGGCAGAGUGCCUCCAAAUCAUCCUGACGUGGACUGGAGCAAAGCUGGACCAGGGAGAGUAUGAGAGUGCUGAUGUCAAUGCCACAGACAACAAGAAGAACACCUGCCUGCACUACGCUGCUGCCUCCGGCAUGAAGACCUGUGUUGAGUUGCUGGUGCAAAGAGAUGGGGACCUGUUUGCAGAGAACGAAAACCGUGAGACUCCAUGUGACUGUGCGGAGAAGCAGCACCACAAGGAGCUGGCCCUCAGCCUGGAGUCGCAGAUGGUCUUCUCCCUCGCUCCUGAGGCAGAGGGUAUAGAGGCAGAGUACGCUGCCCUUGACCGACGAGAGCUAUAUGAGGGCCUGAGGCCUCAGGAGCUGCGGAGGCUGAAGGACAUGCUGAUAGUGGAAACGGCUGACAUGCUGCAGGCUCCGCUCUUCACUGCAGAGGCGCUGCUACGAGCCCAUGACUGGGACAGGGAGAAGCUUCUAGAGGCCUGGAUGACCAAUGCAGAGGAAUGCUGCCAGCGCUCAGGGGUCCAGAUGCCCAAUCCGCCACCCAGUGGUUACAAUGCCUGGGACACCCUGCCCUCGCCCCGGACGCCACGCACCACCCGCUCCUCCAUCACCUCCCCAGACCAAAUCAGCCUCACCCCGGCUGAUGAGGAUUCUGCUCUAUGUGGUAUCUGCUUAUCUUCCAUCUCGGUCUUUGAGGAACCUGUUGACAUGUCCUGUGGCCACGAGUUCUGCAGAGCAUGCUGGGAAGGGUUUCUGAAUCUGAAGAUCCAGGAGGGUGAAGCUCACAACAUUUUCUGCCCAGCCUUCGACUGCUUCCAGCUGGUGCCGGUGGAAGUCAUAGAGAGCGUGGUGUCCAGGGAGAUGGAUAGGCGCUACCUCCAGUUUGACAUCAAGGCAUUUGUGGAGAACAAUCCGGCCAUCCGCUGGUGUCCUCAGGCGGGUUGUGAAAGGGCAGUGCGACUGAACACUCAGGGCCCUGGGUCCACCACCUCUGACCCCCUUAGCUUCCCCCUCCUCAGGGCACCUGCUGUGGACUGUGGCAAGGGCCACCUCUUCUGUUGGGAAUGUCAAGGAGAAGCCCAUGAGCCCUGUGACUGUGAGACCUGGAAGAUGUGGCUACAGAAAGUCACUGAGAUGAGACCUGAGGAAUUGGCUGGUGUGAGCGAGGCUUACGAGGAUGCAGCCAACUGCCUGUGGCUGCUCACGAACUCCAAACCCUGCGCCAACUGCAAGUCCCCAAUACAGAAAAACGAGGGCUGCAACCACAUGCAGUGUGCUAAGUGUAAGUAUGACUUCUGCUGGAUCUGUCUGGAGGAGUGGAAAAAGCACAGCUCGUCAACAGGAGGCUACUACCGCUGCACCCGCUAUGAGGUCAUCCAACAGGUGGAAGAGCAGUCUAAGGAGAUGACUGUGGAGGCAGAGAAGAAGCACAAGAGCUUUCAGGAACUCGACCGUUUUAUGCACUACUACACACGCUUCAAGAACCAUGAGCACAGCUAUCAGCUGGAGCAGCGCCUGUUGAAAACAGCCAAAGAGAAGAUGGAGCAGCUCAGCCGGGCCUUGAGUGGAAGGGAAGGAGGCCCACCCGACACUACAUUCAUAGAAGACGCAGUCCUGGAGCUGCUAAAAACUCGCCGCAUCCUGAAGUGCUCUUAUCCUUACGGGUUCUUUCUGGAGCCUAAAAGCACAAAGAAAGAGAUCUACGAGCUUAUGCAGACGGACCUGGAGAUGGUGACUGAAGACCUAGCACAAAAAGUGAACCGGCCUUACCUGCGGACUCCGCGCCAUAAGAUAAUCCGUGCAGCGUGCUUGGUCCAGCAGAAGAGACAGGAGUUCCUGGCCUCAGUAGCGAGGGGAGUGGCCCCCAAUGACUCUCCUGAGGCCCCUAGGCGCAGUUUUGCUGGCGGAACGUGGGACUGGGAAUAUUUAGGCUUUGCGUCACCUGAGGAGUAUGCUGAGUUCCAGUACAGACGGAGACACAGGCAGCGGCGGCGAGGUGACAUGUCUAGUCUUCGUAGUAACACUCCCGACCCAGAUGACCCCAGCGACAGCACUUUAGAUGCUCAGGAUGUUGGAGGUGGACACAGACAAGGCCCUUUGACGGGUCUUGGUUCUUUGGAUGACGAUGACCCAAACAUUCUCCUGGCCAUCCAGCUGUCACUCCAGGACUCUGGGAUGGCAGGGGGUAAUGCCAACCAUGAAUUCAUUGCAAAUGAAGCAUCACUUGGUGCUAUUGGCACCUCCCUGCCCUCUAGGCUUGAACAGAGCGCUCCAAGUGUGGAGGUUCUCCACAGAGCUUCCCUGAGCAGUUCAGAACUGCUAGAUUUGGGAGAUAGCUUGGCAAGGCUUGGCAACAUCAACAUCACCAGCCAGUACUCUGCUGUCACCGUUACCACCUCGGUCACCACUCAGCACAGUGAAAGUCACCACCGGAUCUACGGCGGCGCCGUGCCCAUUCCGGUGGCUCCAGGUGGCAGCAACUCAUCGACCGGUCUUUUUUCCUCCAGUGACACGAUAGACUCAACCACAUGUGGCAGCCACGACCAGUCCUCGUCCUCUGCUGCAGCAGCAAACGCUAACCUGCUGGGCAACAUCAUGGCUUGGUUCCACGACAUGAACCCUCAAGGUAUCACUCUGGUCCCGUCCACCUCCACCUCCACUGACGUGGACACGCUCCACACCACUGGAGGAGGGUGCACGCAGGAGGAGGAGAAAGCAGUUGUCCUCUCUGAAAACACAAAGCCUCAGGAAGGGAUGGCUGAUGUGGGGUUUUGCCCUCAGAGACUGAGUGAAGCAGAGGAGAAGGAGCCUGCUGUCACCGAGAGGCCGACCCACUUAGAUCUAGUAGGGCUGGACUACAUGGCCACUGUUGAUACAAGCGGCAGCCAUGUUGAGCGGGAAGGUGCAAAAGUCUGCCACAUCGACACUCCAAGAUGCGACUCUGUGUCUGACCAGCUGCCCAGCACCAGCUCCUCUGAGUGGGAGGAGCAAGUGCACUUGGUGUGAUCUGAUUGGUUGAGAGAGGAAGGAACUUUUUUUAUCUUUUUUUUUUUUCUUGGAAGGCCAAAAACCACUCUGGAUUGCAAAGUUGAACUGAUAUGUAUAACCUCGACCUGUUCCUUAAGUAGUAGUUUCUUGACUCAGAUGGAAUGUAUACAUGGAUGAAGAAUGUGUCCCAUGUUGGUCGCUGGUUGGAAAGAGUGGGAAGAAGUAAGAAUGCUCUUGGCUUUAGUGCAGAGUGUUAGCCUGUAUUGUUGCAAUCAGGUAAGUCCUUCCCCCACACCGACCCCCAGACAGACUGAUGGCUAGGAGAUUUCAAUCCUGGAAAGCAAGCUCCAGCUGAAGGAGAGAUUAGAUUUGAUUAGAAUUAAAAAAAAAAAAAAAAAAAAAAAAAAAAAUCCUAAAAUGGAUUGUGUGCUGAUAUAAGUAUGAACAAGUUGCUUUUUUCUGACAUGUUAUAGAAGAGAUAAGUAAUUUAGAGAAUUAAGCCUAGUACAUAUGCAGGCAUUUAAUUUUUCCACUGGAAUAAAAGCCUACUGUAAUGUGUUUGGAUCAGGUUGGAGGGAGGUUUUUCAACUGUACAUAGUGAGCAGAGUAAUAUUUUAUUCCAAUAUACAAUUAUUAGAGUACGGUCUGAGAAAUAUUUUUCACUCCUGUUCACAUUUGCCUCUGUUAUGGGUGCCAAUUAAUGACAAGGAAAAGCACAGUUUGCCAUCACCAAGUGGAUUCUUCAAAGCAAAUUGUGCCUCAUUGCUACAAUCUCAUCAACCCAGCUAGAAUUCAAUGUGAAGAUCUCAGUCAGAGAGCCAUAUGUCAUUUGAGAUUCCAGCUAAGUGAUAUUCUCAAAUCUCAGUAUCUAAAAUCUGUAGUGUGUUGUAUAAACCUGUAGUUAUGUGGUCUUUAAUGUGUAAAGACCACAGGGGUUGUGAACUUAAAGGACCAUAUAAGUGUUUUUGCAUGUUGUAACACAUUUAUGACUCAGAAUAACAUUCAUCUGAGUACUGUAAUUUAGUUUCAUGCCCACACUGAUUUGGUAUGUCUACACAUUUUGUUGUACGUUCAUGCUCAUAAGAAUCUCUGACAUCCAAGACUUGAAAGUCUGAAUCUAGACAGCAUAGCAUUUACAUUGAAUUCAGUCAUAAAAUCAAACAGGAAACAGGAACGAUGAGCCAACGUGGACAUUGUGGACAUUGUGGACAAAGGACUGUGGAUUUGACCGCUUUUUGCUUCGCUAACUAUCCUAACCCUUCUUGGUUUUCCAAUCAAUCCAACAACACUAAAUGCUCAUAAGUCUCCUUUUUAUUUUAUUUAGAAAUGUGGCCAGGAUAUAGUCCCUUUAAAAAACAAAACAAAACAAAACAAAACAAAACAAACAAAAAAAAAACAAAACAAACAGAUAGUGUUAUUGUAUUUUAAUAGUGAAAUAGGUCAGGAUUAUGGUAGUUUUCUCUUGAGAACUACUGGGGACGUUUCAGCUGUGAAUGCUGGUUAAACUCUGUGUGUUGUUGGAGAAACUGUGCACUUGAGUAAUACACUUCCAUGCAGUCAGUAUGCCUGGAGUAAAAGCUAGAUGGACUAUAUUUAUACAGCACUUCUUGAGUCUACCGACCACUCCAUGCUUUAAAAUCUUUGCCUCACAUUCACACACUGAUGGGAGAGGCUGCCGUGCAAGGUGCCAAACUGCCCAUCAGAGGCAAUGAGGGGCUCCAUGUCUUGCUCAAGGACACUUGAGCAAGACGCUCAUGAUUACUAGACGACCGCUCUACCUCCUGUGCCACGGCAACCCAGGAUUAGAGGCGAAUAUGUUUUAAGUAAUGCAGAGCAACAACAACAACAAAAAAGUGUCACUAGCAGCUUCAGAAUAUAAAUCUAUAAAGUUUUAGGACUGCACACAUUGGGAACAUCUCGUUCUUUCCGCCCACAGUUAAGCCAUAUCUCCUACAGAGGCCUCCAGUUGUUAUGAACAUAUUGCAGAGAACUGGAAUCAAGUCAUGGGUUAGGUUUCAGCAAUCUAAAAAAAGCAUGGCAUACUUUAGAAAACAAGUGAUAGUAAUGUAAAGCAUUUGUACAGACAGUGCAGCAAAUGGACUACAACAUGCAGAAACACCAAUCUGGUCCUUUAUGGGUGAUGGGAAAUGUUCACGCUCAAAGUAAUUUGGAUUAAUUAUUCAGAUGAAAGUGGGCUGCCUGCUUAAAAACAUUUCAAAACGGACUUGACAAUGGUUAUUCAUCUCAAGGCCUAAAUCCUAAGACCCUCUUCUUGGGAAAAGUCUUGUGAGCUUCAAAAGCAGCUCGAGCUGACACGCGCUGCAGUCUGUAUCAGGGCUGCAGAAUAUCUUUUCAUUUCACACCUUUGUAACAUCAUACUAUGAAUUCCAUUGUAGCCUGUCUUGAAUUAAUGUUUUAGUACUGUAGCUGAAUGUGGAGCAUGUCCAAAAUGUAAGACAUAAUAAAUGGAAAGUGAGUAGUUGUGCUGUUGAUGAAAAUGCAGGAAGGGCCAGCAGGAGAGAUAAUCAGCCGAUCACAUUCAGUCUUGUAAAUUAAUUAAUCAAGCCCAGGUUGCUGUAAUUUGUCACUGGAUUCUUUGAAACUGUAAUUUAGGCGAAGCCUUCGUAGAGCUCUGCAGUAUAACGCAUGGGAAAAAAAAAAAACAUGAAUGUGUAUUGCAUCUCAGACACAUGGGGAGUCCAUGUCUUUGAAACGGUUCUCUACGCAAUUCAUUACAGUGCCUUGAUGUCAAUCACCGUUAUUUAAUUUUUUGACACAUUUCUUCUGAGUGCUUAUUACACAGUAUUUACUAACGGUGUAUACAAAAUAAACACCUGUUACCUUAAAGAGUUCUCUCAUAUAACGAACAACAGCGUGCAAACAAGACCUUAUGAUUUUUUUUUUUCUGUGUGUGUGUGUGUGUGUUUUUCCAUCUAAAUAUCUGUAGUCUCUUAUGGUCCAACAAGAAGAUUGUUUUUUUUUUUUUAUAACACUGAUUUGAUAUGACUUGUUAUCAUGGGCAACUGUAAGUUUAUGUCAUACUUGGAAAUCGAAUUUCCAAAUAUAUAUAGAAAAGGUUUAAUUUAUCUAAUUUUUGUGCAGUAGGGCUUCUUGAAUUUACUCCUUUUGAUACAGUACAUUGGUUUAGCAGUGGUUUGGAAACUAAUCACAUUGUAUCGACUGGAAUGGGCUGACUUAUUGUAGCUGCAGACACUAAAAUGGAGGAAACUCAAUAUAAGGUAGGUAUUUAUUUGAAAUCAAAAACAUGGUUCAUAAAAGAAAAUGGACACUGAAUAACCAAUUUGAAGUCAAAUGUAUUACUGUCUUCAAAGUAUGUGGCGUAUAAGUAAGGUUGGUAUUUUAUAAUUUCGUCUCAUUUUUUUUUUUUCCAGACUCAUGUCUAACUUCUGAAGUAAGUUUUAACCUUUUUACUCUAGCAGACUCAUAGAGCCACAUUAAAUCUAAAUGUAUUGAUUGCUUUGAAAUGUGUCUUGAAGUUGUGAAACUGUGAGUGCCAUAUGGUUAGUGGAGCUAACUUUGUUGGACAUGAGUAAUGUAAAUGGAUUCAGCAGAAGAGUUAACAUUUUUUGUCCUUUUUCUGUAACAGUAUGCUGUGCAUGAAAUUGGUACAAAUCUAAAUGGAAUUUGUAUUUUCCUUUGUAUUUCACUUCCGAUGUCCAGGUGAUUUAUUUUAAAAUGGCAAACAUUUUGUAACGCAUUGAGAUUUUCUAUUGUAAAGCAACUAAUCCUUGAAAUGCUAUUUGCACUUUCAUAGUCUAUACUUGAUACAUUCCCUCUUUAUAUGAAAGAAAAAUGUUUGAUGUGUGACUCCAAUAAACUAUGUGUUGAGUUUUA
Messenger RNA from Myripristis murdjan (pinecone soldierfish), 7427 nucleotides. Its product is annotated as ankyrin repeat and IBR domain-containing protein 1. Lineage: Eukaryota; Metazoa; Chordata; Actinopteri; Holocentriformes; Holocentridae. The record is from RefSeq and is a predicted model, not a curated record. Gene Ontology annotation, biological process: protein ubiquitination. The transcript is spliced from 20 exons. Gene Ontology annotation, molecular function: ubiquitin-protein transferase activity; zinc ion binding; protein binding. The coding region runs from base 246 to 3590 and encodes 1114 amino acids.